AAACGGGUUUAUUGCCAAGUACGUUACACAUAUAUAGAAUUUGUGUUGGUGAUUGACUCCUGACAAUAAACAUAGUGAACUUAUACCACAGUGGUAGAAAGUAUAUCAUUUUAUUUGUAUAACAAUUCAUUAUAUACUAUGACUACAGCUCAAAAUGCUUGAAACUAAAAGUAAGACUAAGAUGAAAUAAAGUGGAUUUAUGUAAGAUAAUUCAUUCUUUGACUAUAGCGCAAAUUGCUUGGAACAAAAGUAAGACUUAAGUUUGAAUAACGAUACAGUAGAUGGAUAAAAAAAAUGAGAAUUUAAAAUACAUGAAAAAGCAGGGUAAAAAAUAAUUUGAGAGAUAAGAGAGGGGCCUUUAAAAGAAGACACUGUUCUGUUGUAGCAUACUUUAGUUUAUGUUGAAGAUAAUUCCAGAAAGUAGGACCACAAUGACGAAAGGUGCAAUAACUAGUCCAGUGUGCAAUCUAGAAACAUGUACAACAUGUAGAGCUGAGGAUUUAACAUUAAAAGUAAAAGUACACGACAUUGUCGUGGGAGCAACUUAUCUGUAGUAUUUUUAUUCAACUUUAUUUCCAGGCAAAAAAAACAAUUCAUAAAAUUCCAUAUAAAAACAAAUACAACAAAAACAUAAAUAAAUACAAUACAAUACGAGGACACCAAGACGCAGGUAUAAUCAUUGCAGUUCAAAAGUCACUUAAAAAGCAUAGACAUUUGUUAAAAAAUCGUCAACACAGCAUGGAAGGUGGGAGCAUUACGAGUCACAAACAUAUUACUGACACUUGUCCAUCUUGGAAGCUUGAGCAAAGAUUCUAAAAGCAUCAUUAAAUGCCACCUGAAUCUUCUGAAUUUGUAUUUAUCUUUUUGCGUUUCUGAUUCGCCUCCUUGCCUUGUGAGCCAAAGGUUGUCCCUGCAGUUCCGCCUCAGGCCUCCAGGGGGCAGCACAACCACAGACCAGGGACACCGCACCAAAAGGAAGCAAAUCGAAACUCCUCAAUGAGUUCAACCUUCAGAUAAAUAGUUUGUCCGUUCUUCGCUGAAGACCUGUUUUAUAAUCGUCGUGGCAACAUGAACGGUUCGCUGCACUCCUCGCCCAACGUGGUGGACAUAAAACUGAAGCGAGGCUCUUCAGGUUUGGGGUUUAAUAUAGUUGGGGGUGUGGACCAGCAGUAUGUGAUGAACGACAACGGCAUAUACGUGAGCAAAAUCAAAGAAGAUGGAGCUGCAGCAUUGGACGGAAGACUCCAAGAGGGGGACAAGAUCCUGGCGAUCAACGGAGUGCAGCUUGAGGAUCUGAUGCACCGAGCUACAGUGGAUCUGUUCAGGACAGCGGGGGAGGACGUGGAGCUCCGUGUUCUGAAGAAGUUGCCUAAUGAUGUCAACGGACCUACAGGCUCACAACCCGAGUCCAAAUCUUCGGUGUCUACUCUGGAAAUACUGGUCGCUUUAGCCGGAGUUGCAGCUUUCGGUGCAUUUAUUUACAUGCGGCUCCACAGGAAGCACUUUUAACGAAGCCAACGUCUGUUUUAAGAUCAAAAACUUUGCUAAAGGCCAAAGAAAAGAAAAGGGGGAUGAAACUCUAAACAGUUGACGCUAUUAUUAUUUUUUUAUUUUUUUUUUUACUAUUUUUUUUUUUUUUAUUAGUAGGUGCAGGUGUCACUGAUGAGUCUCUCCAUGUUCAUGUGUAUAAUGUGAUUAAUGGGAGCUUCUUGACACCCUUCCUAUGCAAAAGGAUGCCCUCUUACCACAGAGGUUACCUUUUAAUAGAUACCUUUGUGAGCGUCGGGAGGAGCAGACGGUUGUAUAUUCCUGCUGCUGGGCUGAGCCCGGGCAGAAACAAACGUACGCAGAAUACUAUUAAAUCCUUGCGUUCAGUCAGACUAGCUCAAGCUUCAGGGUCCAUGAGCACACUUAAAGACGGUGUUGUGUUCAGUCACUCGCAGGCCUCUGUGCAGAUCUGUCUGAGGAACCCACUGUACCUUCAGUUCCUCCGUGUUUUUAAAAAAUGAAUGCGACCGGGUUUGCAUUUUGCAUCAUUUUGCACCCUGUUGCACAGAAUCAUGGGAGGAGUGGCAAACUUGCUUGUAGUUAACGUGAUGAAUUGACUUUCGGAGUGCUUGGUUCUUGUUGCUCCUUAUGAUGAGCAAAAUGAAAAUCAACCCAUUACAUUAAAUUAAAGGAUGUUGCUGGCAAUAAUCUGUAUUUUCUUAUUGUCAACAAAUACCAUUACAAAGCCCCAAACCAACAGUGAGUUACUCCGUUCAAUACUUUACGACUUCCUCUCCCUGUUUGUUGCCACAAACCCAUUAGUUCAACACAUGAACCUUAAAAAACACAUCACAAAUAUGUAGUUUCUCUUUGAAAAAUGGCUCUCUGGGCUCCUCAAACACCUGGGCACUGUAGUUUUUUAGCAUGCAUUACUCAAAAAGAAGGAAAUAGUGCAUUUGUUGGGGACUAUUUACAGCUGCGGAUUAAUACAUGCCUGGUGCUUUAGUGAGUGUUUUGGUGCAGCAGGGCGGUGUAAGUGUGACCGAGUUGUAAUGAAGAAACAUGUCACCCAGUGCAACAGUGUGGCUCAGUGAUGUGUUUUUAAUAUAUCAGACGAUGCUUCUGACUUUGUUGGUUUGGGUCUUUAAAUGGGAUUCGCUGGCGCUUAGAAAAACAUCAGAUUUAUCCUUAAAAGCAAAAUACGCUUGUUUAAAGUAUCACCAAGUCAUCACACGGUCACUCAGGGUGAACCAUUAAAUCUAUAUCUUAAAAACAAAUCAUUCCUUAGUUAAAUGUCGUGUGGUGAGCAGCUCCUUUCCGAUCGCUCAGUCACCGCUGAAGAAGUCUUUGUUGUGUGUCACAGUCAUUUUAGACGUUCUUCGUAAUUCUGCAUUGAGGUCAGUGCUAACAGUCACAUCGCACCUUCUGCUGUGGGAUUGAUGAGGUCUGGAGUAUAAUUUAGUUAAUUUGUGUGAAGGAUCAACAGCUUUAUACUGAAAAUCCAUUUCAGCCAGUUCAAUGUAAAGGAAAGUUUUCUUUAAAGAAAUGAGUUGCUCUCAACAAUGUUUUUUUUGGUUUUUUUUGCACUAGCCACAAUCAUGGAACUCCUAACUUCCGUAGAACCGAUGAAUGAGUGAAUUGUGCUGCUCGGUGUCUUUGUCCACAUUUGUCAGUCUGUCUCUCACGCGAUCGUCUCUGACUAUGUGGCUCUCGUUGUCUGUAAAUACAUUUCAUGUUGCUCUGCUGAAUAGGAUUGUGAAUAUGUGCAGGAUGCCAGACAACGCAGAUCAGAGGCACUAAU
Molecule: messenger RNA, 3289 nt
Organism: Anarrhichthys ocellatus (wolf-eel)
Lineage: Eukaryota; Metazoa; Chordata; Actinopteri; Perciformes; Anarhichadidae
Gene: synj2bp
Product: synaptojanin 2 binding protein
Exons: 4
Coding region: 1069-1509 (146 amino acids)
Biological process (GO): regulation of postsynaptic membrane neurotransmitter receptor levels; receptor clustering; embryo development
Cellular component (GO): neuron projection; neuromuscular junction; basolateral plasma membrane
Molecular function (GO): protein kinase binding
Source: RefSeq, a predicted model, not a curated record